This is a messenger RNA of Diospyros lotus (date-plum), 1512 nucleotides long. RefSeq lists its product as uncharacterized. The record is from RefSeq and is a predicted model, not a curated record. Gene Ontology annotation, biological process: protein folding in endoplasmic reticulum. Gene Ontology annotation, cellular component: EMC complex; membrane. Lineage: Eukaryota; Viridiplantae; Streptophyta; Magnoliopsida; Ericales; Ebenaceae.
GAAGUACCCAACAUCAACAGCGAGCGAGAGAGAGAGAGGGGGUUGAUUGAUUCAAUGGCGGAAGAUUUGGUGUUAGACACAGCGAUCAGAGACUGGGUGCUGAUCCCUCUAUCGGUGGUGAUGGUUCUGAUCGGAGUUCUUCGCUACUUCGUCUCCAAGCUCAUGCGCUCUUCUCAGAACCCCGAUGCCAAGAUCGUCAAAGAAGGGCAGGUUAUAAUUAGGGCUAGAAAUCUACGAGCUGGCGCGAAUUUCAUUCCUGCUAAGUCGUUUCGAGCUCGUAGGGCUUACUUCAGCAACGAGGAGACUGGUUUACUUCAUGUCCCCAAGGGCCAGGCACAGAAUGCACAGGCACAAAUGUUUUCUGAUCCAAACAUGGCCAUGGAUAUGAGUCGUUGAAGUACCCAACAUCAACAGCGAGCGAGAGAGAGAGAGAGGGGUGAUUGAUUCAAUGGCGGAAGAUUUGGUGUUAGACACAGCGAUCAGAGACUGGGUGCUGAUCCCUCUAUCGGUGGUGAUGGUUCUGAUCGGAGUUCUUCGCUACUUCGUCUCCAAGCUCAUGCGCUCUUCUCAGAACCCCGAUGCCAAGAUCGUCAAAGAAGGGCAGGUUAUAAUUAGGGCUAGAAAUCUACGAGCUGGCGCGAAUUUCAUUCCUGCUAAGUCGUUUCGAGCUCGUAGGGCUUACUUCAGCAACGAGGAGACUGGUUUACUUCAUGUCCCCAAGGGCCAGGCACAGAAUGCACAGGCACAAAUGUUUUCUGAUCCAAACAUGGCCAUGGAUAUGAUGAAGAAAAAUCUUUCAAUGAUCAUACCCCAGACUCUUACAUUUGCCUGGGUUAACUUCUUCUUCUCUGGAUUUGUAGCAGCAAAGAUACCUUUUCCACUGACUCAGAGGUUUAGAUCAAUGCUGCAAAAUGGUAUUGACUUGAGCACUGUGGAUGUUAGCUAUGUCAGCAGUCGCUCAUGGUAUUUUCUAAAUUUGUUUGGAUUACGGGGUUUAUUUAGUCUUAUCUUGGGAGAGGAAAAUGCCGUGGAUGAUACGCAGCGUAUGAUGCAAAUGAGUGGAUUUGGUUUUGAUCCUAGCAAGAGUUUGGGAGCUGAGAAAGACGGUCUUGACAUAAUUCAGCACGAAUGGGCCCUGCCAAAAUUUGAGCAGCGAGCCGAAGCAGCAUUGAGAAAAUUUGUGAGCUGAUUGUGGGAAGAUCUGAUUUUCCUUCUGGGUCAGUUUUCCCAUGGAUUUUCAUGCGACCUUCCAUCCCGGUGAAACUGUUUACACCAGCAAUGAACUCUUACCGUGCAUGAUACCAGCAAUAUAUAACUCAGCUCUAGUCGCUUUCUCUCUUAACCUGGUUCUAUUUAGAAACGCAAACUCUGCAGGUUUCUGCCUGUAACUGUAAUAACUUCAGUUAGUCGCCUAAUCUCAGAAUUACAGCGAUUGGCAUGAUGAACUGUUCCCUUAGUUGAACUGCAAUGUACCGAAUUCGAUUGCUUUUUCAAGUCUAUUUGUGUUUGUAA